Talaromyces amestolkiae is the source of this 2076-nucleotide messenger RNA. RefSeq lists its product as uncharacterized. Bases 1 to 2076 code for a protein of 691 amino acids. Gene Ontology annotation, biological process: protein deubiquitination. The record is from RefSeq and is a predicted model, not a curated record. Gene Ontology annotation, molecular function: cysteine-type deubiquitinase activity. Lineage: Eukaryota; Fungi; Ascomycota; Eurotiomycetes; Eurotiales; Trichocomaceae. The transcript is spliced from 2 exons.
AUGGAGAGAUGGUGGGCCACAUCUUUGGAUCCAAAAACCGUCAAUUGGACCUUCUAUCACUUGUAUGGCGUCAUUCUCCGUAAAGGAGACACCGGCUUUACAGGGCAUUAUGUGUGUGCGUUUGAGCAGCCGCAAACGGGGCGCUGGUUAUACUUCAACGACUAUAUCUUCAAAGAGGAUAGCGAUGAUUACGAGCCUCCAGAAGAAGGCUACGAGGUAAAAAACGACGGCACGCCAUUCGAAGUCACUGUGCGAUGCACCCGAAGAGGAUUGGAUGACAAGAUUGAGGAUAUGCUAAAGCGUGAUUGGCGGAUUUUUAUGGUGAUGUACCGAAAGCUUUUUCAAGUGCCUGUUCAACUGCUGGCAAAAAUUACAUUUCCAUCAUCUGUAAUUGCACUGCAAGACCAGCAGUCUCUUGAAGAGUCUGGGGAGCCAGAGCCAGAGCCAGAGACAGAGCCAGAAGAGUCUGCGGCUGCAGAUGAUCAAGAAGAGUAUUUUACGCCAGAAGGAGAGAGUGUUGGAGAUCAAGACCUAUUCGGUUUCGCGUCUGACUCGGGACAGACACCAAGCGAGUCACAAGGAGCUGCAAACGAUGAACAAUCCCAGGGGAUUCCAAGUGAGUUGGAGACACGAAAUGCUCAAGCAGAGCAACCAAUGCAAGCGGGACUGCCGGCGGAACAGAAUGUUGAGGUUGAAGYAAAUUCAUUAUUAGAUAUCUCUUCACCUUCAGAGCCCGGUCAAGCAGAGCAGCCGCUGCCGGCGGAACAGAAUGUUGAGAUUGAAGCAAAUUCAUUAUUAGAUAUCUCUUCACCUUCAGAGCCCGGUCAAGCAGAGCAGCCGUUGCCGACAGAUUUAUCGACAGAAAAGGGUGUUGAAGCUGAAGCAAAUCCGGAUUCAUCUACCUCUACAACUGCUGCUAGACAGACAGUAGGCGAAACACAAAGAAUUACAGACAAUGUAUCCGAAAGAGAUACGAGUGAUUCGAAAUUACAAACUGGUCAAGCACAGCAACCACUGCCGACAGAUUUACCAACCGAACAGGCUGUUGAAGUUGAAACAAAUUCAUUAUUAGAUAUUUCUUCACCUUCAGAAAACGGUCAAGCACGGCAGCCGUUACCGAUAGAACUGCCAGUGGAACAGAAUGCUGAGCUUGAAUCAAUUCCAGAAUUAAAUAUCUCUUCACCUUCAGAAACUGGGAAAGCAGAGCAGCUGUUGCCGUCAGAUCUACCGACCGAACAGGCUGUUAAAGUUGAAUCAAUUCCAGAAUUAGAUAUCUCUUCACCUUCAGAAAACGGUCAAGCACAGCAGCCAUUAUCGACAGAACUGCCAGUGGAACAGAAUGCUGAGCUUGAAGCUUUUUCAUUAUUAGAUAUCUCUUCACCUUCAGAGCCCGGUCAAGCAGAGCAGCCGUUGCCGUCAGAUUUAUCGACCGAACAAGCUGUUGAAGCUGAAGCACAUCCGGAAUUAUCUACCACCAAACCUGAUACUACGAACGCAGGAAACAGAGCACAGACUGAAAAGAGUACCCAUAAUCAACACCGGGUCAAAGAUGAAAAUGAGCAGACGACAAGUUUACAGUCAACAUCUGAAAUAGUCAGAACUGAGGUCGAGCCUUCCGUGCAACCCAGGAAAAAACAGGCAAAAGGCAAAGCUAUAAAGAGAGCCCAUGAUAAGGCAUUGGAUGAAGAAGAAAAAUUGACAUCUGUCCCAGCAUCUAAAAGAGCCAAGACUGAGGCUAAAUCUUCCACGCAACCCAAGAGAAAGGCGACGAAAAGCAAAGGCACAAACAAGACCAAAAAUGACGCUUCAGACGACCAUGAGGAUGAGAAGGCGGAAGAACCGGCGUCAUCAACCAAAAGAGCCGAAACUGUCGUUGAGCCCUCUACAGGAUACGGCGGUAGGGAGACAAGAAGCAGAGCCCGCGCAAAAAGGGGUCGUGACGAGAUUCCAGAUGUGGAUAAAGUUGAAACUGAGCAGACUGCAACUUCUAAGCCGGCAUCGAAAAGAGCUAAAACCACCAAGUCAGCCGCGCCUGGCAAGACACAAAUGAAAAGCAAGGCUCGACGCAAGAAGUGA